This is a messenger RNA of Kuraishia capsulata CBS 1993, 447 nucleotides long. RefSeq lists its product as uncharacterized. The record is from RefSeq and is a predicted model, not a curated record. Gene Ontology annotation, cellular component: nucleolar ribonuclease P complex. The transcript has a single exon. Gene Ontology annotation, biological process: tRNA processing. NCBI's taxonomy places the organism in Eukaryota, Fungi, Ascomycota, Pichiomycetes, Pichiales, Pichiaceae. The coding region runs from base 1 to 447 and encodes 148 amino acids.
AUGACUGGUGACCACUCUUCACCGAGAAAGCCAAAACUUCCGAAGCCACCAAAACAGAUACCACGGAAGGAACACCAUGCCAGACUCUCCUACCUAUACCAGAUAUCCACUCUGAUGGCUGCCAGAAGCGAAUCUUCGGACAAUGAAAAGGAUAUGGAAACACUUUCCAGAGUGUAUGCGCGCAAUCUGGAUAUUGUGUCGAAAAAAGCGGUGCUCAAACUAUCACCGACAGUAAAGAGGUCUAUAUGCAAAAAGUGCCAUAGAAGGCAGAUUGAAGGCAUAACGAUGUCCACUCGCCUUUCCAAUCCUUCGAAGAAAAAGACAAAAAACAACGACAUCAUGGAAUGUUCUUGUAAGUGUGGCGAAACUAGGCGUUUUCCAAUUGGAAAAAAUCCAGAUUUCACACCCUUUCACGAAAGAGAAGACCAUGUGGUUGCCGAGGCCUAA